Molecule: messenger RNA, 3544 nt
Organism: Erinaceus europaeus (western European hedgehog)
Lineage: Eukaryota; Metazoa; Chordata; Mammalia; Eulipotyphla; Erinaceidae
Gene: HS6ST1
Product: heparan sulfate 6-O-sulfotransferase 1
Exons: 2
Coding region: 104-1354 (416 amino acids)
Cellular component (GO): membrane
Molecular function (GO): heparan sulfate 6-sulfotransferase activity
Source: RefSeq, a predicted model, not a curated record
GGCGGCGGCCCCCCUCCCGUCCCCUCCCCUCCCCUCCCCUCCCCGCGCCCUCCCGCCCUCCAGGCCCCGCGGCCCGCGCUCGGGCGGCCGGCGAUGGUGACACAUGCGGCGGCGGCGCGGCGGCGGCGGCAGGACCAUGGUUGAGCGCGCCAGCAAGUUCGUGCUGGUGGUGGCGGGCUCGGCGUGCUUCAUGCUCAUCCUCUACCAGUACGCGGGCCCGGGGCUGAGCCUGGGCGCCCCCGGGGGCCGCGCGCCCCCCGACGACCUGGACCUGUUCCCCACGCCCGACCCGCACUACGAGCGGAAGUACUACUUCCCGGUGCGCGAGCUGGAGCGCGAGCUGCGCUUCGACAUGAAGGGCGACGACGUGAUCGUCUUCCUGCACAUCCAGAAGACGGGCGGCACCACCUUCGGCCGCCACCUGGUGCAGAACGUGCGCCUCGAGGUGCCCUGCGACUGCCGGCCCGGCCAGAAGAAGUGCACCUGCUACCGGCCCAACCGCCGCGAGACCUGGCUCUUCUCCCGCUUCUCCACCGGCUGGAGCUGCGGGCUGCACGCCGACUGGACCGAGCUCACCAGCUGCGUGCCCGGCGUGCUGGACCGCCGCGACCCCGCCGCGCUGCGCACGCCCAGGAAGUUCUACUACAUCACGCUGCUGCGGGACCCCGUGUCGCGCUACCUGAGCGAGUGGCGCCACGUGCAGCGCGGGGCCACCUGGAAGACGUCGCUGCACAUGUGCGACGGGCGCACCCCCACGCCCGAGGAGCUGCCGCCCUGCUACGAGGGCACCGACUGGUCGGGCUGCGCGCUGCAGGAGUUCAUGGACUGCCCCUACAACCUGGCCAACAACCGGCAGGUGCGCAUGCUGGCCGACCUGAGCCUGGUGGGCUGCUACAACCUGUCCUUCAUCCCCGAGGGCCAGCGCGCCCAGCUGCUGCUGGACAGCGCCAAGAAGAACCUGCGCGGCAUGGCCUUCUUCGGCCUCACCGAGUUCCAGCGCAAGACCCAGUACCUGUUCGAGCGGACGUUCAGCCUCAAGUUCAUCCGGCCCUUCAUGCAGUACAACAGCACGCGGGCCGGCGGCGUGGAGGUGGACGAGGCCACCAUCCGCCGCAUCGAGGAGCUCAACGACCUGGACAUGCAGCUGUACGACUACGCCCGGGACCUGUUCCAGCAGCGCUACCAGUACAAGCGGCAGCUGGAGCGCCGCCAGCAGCGCCUGCGGAGCCGGGAGGAGCGCCUGCUGGCCCGGGCCAAGGAGCUGCCCCCGCCGCCGCCGCCCCGCGCAGAGCCCGAGGAGCCGGGCCGCGCGCCCACCGAGGACUACAUGAGCCACAUCCUCGAGAAGUGGUAGCGGCCCCUGGACGCUGGGCCCCGCGGGUGCUGGGUCCCGAGAGGACCCUAGGCGAGGCGGCCUGCCCUCCUGCCCCCACGUCACCGUCACACUCUUCAGAGCUUUCCAGAGGGGGGGAAAAAAGGCUUGGGGUACACAGGGGGACCCCCUGCAGCCAGGCCCGGAGCACACCCCCACCACUAUGCACACCCCUGGUCCUCCCCCCCCCCACUUAUGCAGGCCAGUAGGGGGUUGACGUCACCUCUGAGCAACUCCCCCCCCCCCCCCCUGAGCUCAGGCCACCCUAGCAGCCCCCUUCUAUGGCCCCAGUGCCUCAGUCUGUGUGAUGCCCGGGGUCAGGCUCUGGCCCAGUCCAUCGGGAAGCCCGCUGUCCUCUCUGGCCCAAGGUGAAAACCCACGUGCGGUCUGACUACACAGCUCCCUCCCGAACCUCCCGCCCCAGUUCCAGCCGUCUUUGGGUGAAGGAGGGUCCCACAGUGUGCCAUACCCCUUUCUGGCUACCCCAGGAGUAGGAAGAUCGUGAUGGCCGAGGAGGCUUACCGCCACCCCCACCCCCAGCUGGCCUUGGGUGACCUCACAGCCAGCCCAGCUCAGGCAAGUGGGAAGCAUGUUGGGAAUGAAGGGCCACCCCCAAGCCCCCACCCACUUUCUGGCCUUUAACCCCCCCCCCAUCCCUUGGAGAAUUAUUCAGGGCUCCCACCCCCUCUGAACAGCAGUAUGAUCCAACCUCCUUUAACUGGAAACCGGCAGGCCUUGGCCACUGCCCGCGAGCCAUAUUUGGGGCCGGGAGAAAGAGGCUCAGCUCAGAUUGGAAGGCAUGGCUCUGGGGGCUCCCUGCGACCCAGAUACUCAGCCCUCCCCAACAAGCCUGUCCCCGCAUUUCCCUGCCCCAGCCAGUCGGGCCCCGUUCAGCAGCCCCACAGAUCAGCGAAGCCAUGUUCUACCUUCUGGGAACCCCCUUUUCCCAGACCAAGGUUUUGGGAGGCUGCCAUGCUUAGAGCUCUGCUUCUUCAGAAGGGUUCCUGGAGACGGCAAGAUUGACUCAAGGAGGCCACCAGCCUCUGGGAAGAGACAGGCCAGCCAGGGCACCCUUCUCUUCCCUGAGCCAGGUCCCACUAGGCCAGCCCAGCCAUCAGGGGGGCCGAUCAGUUGAAUCCUGGAAGCCAGGAACCUUCCACAGCACAGGCAAACUAAGGUGUGGAAUGCGGUAGCUGCCCUGGAGGAAGCAGCAUUAGUCUUGCUUGCCAUAACCUCUCCUUCCAGUCCCUAGAGUCCAGGCAGAGGGGACAGGCACAGUGCCAGAGCAGCCCCCCCCCACACACACACCCCACCACACACACACACACAUACACUGAGCUGGCAAGCACCCUGUGACUUAGUGGCUCUUCUGAAGGUCAGCUUGAGGGACUGGCUGUGCUGGUCAUCUGAGGUAAGGGUGCACGUGGGAGAUGGGUGGAUGGGGCAUGUCUUUAAGAGCCUGGGGACUUGCUGGGGCCUUCAGUCAGGUGGGUACCUCCUGGGUACGUUAGAAGCCUGGCUCCCUUCCACCUGAGCCCUGAGCACCCCUCGAGGUAGGCUGCUGGAGCUUGGGCCUGAGCAUGGAUCUGCUCUGUACAUACUGGAAUGUUCUGACUGAGGGCCCACUGUCCCGGUUCACACAGAAGCAUGGGUCUCGUCUCUCCUUGGUUUCUUGCAGAAGGGCCCCAUCUGGAGCCAGAGUCCCCAGGUCCUCGGGCUCUCUGCCUUGCAUGUGCCAGGCUGCCUGUGUUGGGGCUGCUUCCUGGGCCUGCAGCACCGGCUGUGUUACGUGUCACUUGGACAGGGGUAGCAGGGAAGGGACCCUUCCUGGAGCUGAGAAGCUGACAGCUGGCCCCCCACACAGGCCUGCAGGAGUGUCCUCUGGGUAGCUGGGGGCGGGAGGGGGGGAAGGACACCCUGAUUGUGCCAGCAGCGCAUCUCUGAAUGCUUUGGGAACUGGAAGCAUUUAACCUGCACCCAGGAGCGUUCAAAGCUUUAUUUAUUUAUGGCUUCUUAUUAAAAAAAAAAAAAAAAAAAGUGCUGAGAAGAAAUCUUUCAGUUAUUCAUACAAAAGAAAACGAGUUGAUGGUGGGGAAGCAAGUCAUAAUCACCUAAUUGUUUUUGUCUAGGUCAGGAAUGAAUGUUAGCAGAUGAAAUAAACCCUGGAAAGGA